Lindgomyces ingoldianus is the source of this 819-nucleotide messenger RNA. RefSeq names its product NAD(P)-binding protein. NCBI's taxonomy places the organism in Eukaryota, Fungi, Ascomycota, Dothideomycetes, Pleosporales, Lindgomycetaceae. The record is from RefSeq and is a predicted model, not a curated record. Bases 1 to 819 code for a protein of 272 amino acids. Gene Ontology annotation, cellular component: membrane. The transcript is spliced from 3 exons.
AUGGAUUCUUCUACAAUUCUCAUCAUUGGGGGGACUUCUGGCCUCGGAGAAGGAUUCGCACGUCGUUUCUACGCCUUGGGCAAGAGAGUAAUAAUCACUGGACGACGUCAGAGCCGGCUUGAUACUUUGGCAAAGGAGAUGAAAGGUCUCGAGACCUACCAGUGGGAUGUUGUUAACCUCGCGGACUUGGGGAAACACGCCUCUAAAGUCCUCAAGCAAUAUCCCGACAUCGACACGAUCGUCAUGAUGGCCGGCAAGAUGGAGUCGUUCUCGUUCUUCAACCCUGCCGAAUCUAACGAUUCUAUGAUCACCUCGGAAAUCAACACCAAUCUCACCGCACCCAUUAUCCUCUCCCGUACCUUUGUCCCCUUCCUAGCUUCCCUUGCAAGCGAAGGGAAGACCGCAAAUCUAAUUUUUGUCACCUCAGGGCUGGCAUACAUUCCGCUUGGCUUUUAUCCUGUUUAUUGUCCCACAAAGACUGGAAUCCAUUACUUUGCCCUUACACUCCGCCAGCAGCUAAAUUAUGCUCCCGAGGUUGUGAAGAAGAACCUCUCAAUCUGCGAGCUGUCACCUCCUUACGUUGAUACUGCGCUCGACGCUGGCUUCCGCGACAAGGUGAAUGCGACGCUUGGAGAUCGUGCGCCUCCUCCAAUGCCUCUUGAAGAGUACCUGGAUUUGGCGAUGAAGGGCUUGUCCGAGAAAGGCCCAGAAGGAAAGAUGUUGAAGGAAGUCACGGUGCCAGGAUUCAGUGAGCUGGGGGUAACGGCUUGGAGAGGAAGUCUGGGAAAGAUCCUGGAGGGAAUGGGCGUGGAUUGUUAA